Messenger RNA from Plasmodium gonderi, 930 nucleotides. Its product is annotated as Plasmodium exported protein, unknown function. NCBI's taxonomy places the organism in Eukaryota, Apicomplexa, Aconoidasida, Haemosporida, Plasmodiidae. The coding region runs from base 1 to 930 and encodes 309 amino acids. The transcript has 3 exons. The record is from RefSeq and is a predicted model, not a curated record.
AUGAGGAGUACAAUGAAUGAAAUCUUAAAAUUUUUCAAUUUCUUUAAAGUUGCCAUCCCUAUCUUACUUUUAACAUGGAAAAUCCAAGACUAUGAUGAUUUAGAUAUAUUUGUUAAAUCAUUAAAUACAAAUUUAAAUACAAAGAUGGAAUUUGUUAUAAUAAAUCAACGCUUAUUAGCAAAUAGCAAAAGAGCGAAUUCAAAAUUUACAUAUUCUUGCGACAGUUUAUUCCUUAAUUGUGAAAGUGCUAAUGAAGAAUUAUCAGAGUGUGAUGACAUAUCGUCAACAUAUAAUAUAAAUAAUUGUGAUUAUCAGUCAUCACAAUAUGAUUUAGAAAACUAUGAUUACAAGUCGUCGUUAUGUGAUGUAGAAAAUUGUGAUUAUGUGUCAUCACAAUAUGAUUUAGUAGAUUAUGAUUACAUAAUAAAUGAUACGAAAUCAAAUAUCAAUACAAAACAUGAAACAUUAUUCAAGAAUUAUGAGUCAUAUCCAGAACUAGAAGAAGAUAUGAGGAUUAAGAAAAAAGGGAAUUUCUCUAGUGAGACUAAAAGGGAUAAUAGCUAUUGUAAAGAUAAAAUAUUUGAUUCAUUAUAUUAUUUAGACAAAUAUGAGGAACCUUAUGGAGUGAACAGAAAAAUUAUGAGAAAAUCUUUAAAUAAAAUUUCUACAAAAAAAUUGAAACAAAAUGGUUUAGCAGCAUUAUUUCCAGUAGUUACAGUAUUAAUACCUGCAUUUCUUCCCCUACUCCCUUACAUUUUUGUUGGUUAUGCUUUUUUCGUGGUACGAUAUAUUUAUAAAAAUAAAAAUAAUCAUUGCUUAAUUUUCAAAAUAAAGCAAAGAACAUGCAUAAUAUGCACUAUUUUGAUACAUAUCAAUUAUGAAUGUAUAUUAUUAGGUUUACGAUAUUUUGAAUAUUUUUUUAUUACAUAA